CGGAAAAGUAGAAUGAAUAAUGCAGUCUGUUAUUCAAUCAUUUACCGUCAUCCUCUUUUACAUUUAGCAUGGGAGUUUACUCUUGUUGAAUGUUCUCGCUAAUACAGUCGAGCCAAGCUCCUGUUACAUUGGUAUCAGAGACGUGAUCUUGAUAAACCCUUCUUCCGCCUGAAACCUCUUCCGCGAAUUACUCUGGCGCCCAGGUCUCGAUCAAAAUCCACCAUUGAAGCCAUGGAGGAUCAAAUACAAGCUUUAACUCAAUCGCAGCUGCAAUUCCAACAAGACAUUCAACAACAGUUUCAGCAAUUGUUUGGAGUAGUUGUGGAUUUACAGAAGAAACUUGAUAAAGAAACCUCUGCCAUCUCAAUGACCUUCAACUAUCAUAAAGAAAAAGGGGGGAAUCACGCUAGAACAUUGGGGUAUACUCCUAAACUCAAAUUCCCUCAUUUUGAUGGUAAUAACAGUAGCAUGUGGCUUGGAAAAUGUAAAGGAUAUUUUACAUUAUGUCAAACACCUGAAGAACAACAAGUAGAUAUUGCGGCGUUGAAUAUGUCUGGAAAAGGAGAAAUAUGGGUAACUAGCUACCUUGUUGAUAGAAUUGGUGUAGACUGGCAGGAAUUUGAGGCUGAUUUAUAUGCUAGAUUUAAAGAUGAUUCUGAAAAAGAUGUUGUGGAAAGAUUUUAUAGGUGCCAACAAAAGUCUUCUAUUGAUGCUUAUAUUGACGAAUUUGAAGAACUUAAGAGCAUUAUUAAAAGAACUCAUCCGUUUCCAGAAAAAUACUUCUUGGAUUGCUUUAUUGGGGGAUUAAAAGCAUCUUUGAAAUCUUUUGUAAAGGUUCUUAAACCUUCUACUAUGGCUGAGGCUAUUGAGUUUGCCAGAUCACAAGAAGAGACUUUAUCUGCUACUUACAAAAGCAUUAGUACUUUUCAGAAAAAUAUUCCUAAUCUGGUAAGUACUACACAUAAGCCUUUCCCUUCUAAGGCUGCUUUAACCAAUGACCAAAAUAGUAUUGAAGGUAGCUCAAGAACAUAUAUUCCUGCAUCUCUGAGAGCUGAAAAGUUGGCAAAAGGUCUGCGUUAUUACUGUGAUCAACCUUAUGAUAGAAAUCAUAAGUGUCAAUUCAAGAAGACUCAGUUGUUUACAGUGGAGGUACAAGGCUGGGAAGAUGAAGAAAAAACAUAAGAGGGCUGUAAGACUAAUGAAGGAAGUGAGUUGUUGUUACUGCAGGAUCCUUGCAUCUCUAUAAAUGCCUUAGCAGGUUGUUUUGGAUUUCAAACAAUGAGAGUGGUAGGCUAUUAUGGAAAGAAACCACUGCAUAUCCUAAUUGAUUCCGGAAGUACGCACACAGGGCCGGCCCAAGGGGGGGAGAACCAGUGCCAUCGCACAGGGCCUCAAAAAUUGGAAGGCCCCAAAAAAAUUAGCAAUAGUACUAGGAAGUAGCACAAGUCCAAAAUAAAAAAAGCCAGGAAGUCGAAGGUUCCCAACGAAGUAAACGAACUAAAGAAGCUCUGCUGCCUUGCGUUGGGUGUCGCGCAGGACUCUUCGUUUCUAGGUCUUAACUUUUAGUUCCAAUUUCAGAUUUUAAUUUUAGGUUAAGAAGGCUCCGUGGAAUUGAACGAUGAGUGUUGGCUUCAGAUUUCAUAUUUGUGUUUUUCAUAAAUAAUCAUUUAGACCCGUCUGUGUUUUUAAUUUUUUUUAUUUUUGCUAAUGCUAAUGCUCUUUAAUUAAUUUUUUUGUACGGAGUAUGUCUUUCAAAGUUAGCAAUGUCAAUCCAUUUUUCUUUAUGUUUUAUUUUUUGGGGCCUCUAAAUUAGAUUUGAACAAGGCCCUUGAAAUUUCAAGGCCGGCCCUGUACGCACAACUUUAUGGAUAUCAAUUUGGCUAAAAAAUGUGGACUGAAGGUUAAAAAGAUGAGAUCACAGACUGUUACAGUAGCUAAUGGCAGUCAUCUAGCUCGCCAGAACAUGUGUAAGGACUUUUCUUGGAGAGAAAUGCUUCGUGUACACGCCCGUGUACACGUUUCCAUACACGCUAUAUAAUGCCUAUUUUUUUUACCGCAUCACUUUCCCUGUUUUUCACUUUCUCUUUCCAUUGCCUUUUCUUAUUUCUCCCUCGCAGUUCCUUCCAAAACCUACUCCGACCAGCAAAAUCCUUUUUCCAUCGUCACUCCUUCACCUACUCCCGCCUUCAUAGUUCAUAGUCGAACCCUUACCACACAAAAUUGUGCUCUUAAAUAUCAGAAGCUUGAAGACAAACUCCAGUAUGGCAGUAGGCAUUGUUGUAGCUCGAAUGCAGAGAGCAGGGCUAAAUAUGACUCUUUGCAUGGCGAAGAUGAUGAGCCUCUAUGGUGAAGACGAUGAGCCUGUUUCUCGAUCUCUUUGAGCACGACACUUGAUAAAUCAAAUUAUGCCAUGAAAUGGAUUGAGAAGGUCAAGAACGAAAGAUUUUAAAGCAAAUGAUAACUAAAUAUUUCAUUUUUGUAAUUAGUUAUAUUGCACUGUUAAUUUUCUUGUAUUACAAUGAAUGUAAUGAAAGGUUUUAUGUUUUCAAAGUGUAUCUUUGUAUUAUCAAAAUGACUUUGAAUGUUACCAUAGGUAGUGGUGCUAUUGAUGUAAGUCAGUUGGAAACUGAAUUGAUAAUCUUUUUCGUUUUGAUGGUUUGUUAUAUGCAAAAAAUGAAUGGGAAUUACGAAAGUGUAGAAAUU
Messenger RNA from Cuscuta epithymum, 2703 nucleotides. The record is from the annotation of a GenBank genome assembly. Lineage: Eukaryota; Viridiplantae; Streptophyta; Magnoliopsida; Solanales; Convolvulaceae.